AUGUCUCGACAAACAUACUACUGGUCUUUAACUGGUUUACUAAUAAAAUCCUAUUAUCCUAUGUUGUCAUAUGAUCAUCGGUGUCGAUACCAAUUGCCAACAAUAAUAACAACAACAACAACAACAACAACCACUUUAUCAUUACUAUCACAACCACUACUACUAGUAUUAGCCGCUAACAGUCUUAGCAAACUGUUUGACGCCACUAACCGUCGUCUCCGAUGCGCUCAUCAGUUAUCGACAAUUGACCAGAUUUUCAACGAAUCACAAUCAAAGAUAUUAAGAUUGGAUGUGAUAGGCUCUUGUGGAUAUUUAGGUGGUACCGGUACUGUCAUAUUCAAGUCAGACGGUCUGGUGCUUACCUGUGCUCAUAUGGUGGAAGACAUUCGUCAGGCUAUUGCCUAUUUUAAUGAUUUGCCAAUUGUUUGGCAGGGAAGUCGUCGGGCUCGGGUACUAUACGUCGAGCCAUUUAACGAUCUGGCAUUAUUGCAGAUCAUUUACGAUGGUGCCUACGAUCAGCUCAGGUAUGUACUAAAUCAGUUCGCUAUCGGCCAGCAAACAGCCAAUUUUGGCGACGAUAUUGUCUGUUUUGGUUAUCCGACAGAACAACUGACAGUUACCGACGGCUAUAUAGCUUGUCCACAGUGUAUACAAUCCGACAACACGGGAACUACAUGGGUUACGUUGGACAGUGGCCACAAUGAACACCGAAGCGGUGCUUAUUCCGGUUUCUCUGGCGGUCCGGUUCAAGAUUUAGACGGACAACUGGUCGGCAUAUUUCACAGCUGUUGUGAAAUUAUUAGGCGACGGGCCACUCCAUGUACUAAAAUUCAAGAGUUUAUGCAAAAUGCCAGUACUUUCAAUAGGGAACAGAGACUAAUCAAACAUAAUGGUAAACGUGAUGUUUGUCAGCGAAAUAGAUUGGAUGACCCAAUUGGUGGACACCAUCUCCAUCACCACCACCAACAACAACAACAACACCAACUGCGCCGCCGACGGCUACAAAUAGAGGUUUGUUGGUAUAAUUCAGCAAAUAGUAUCUAUUAUAGGAUAGUUUGCGCUAGAGAUGGUAGGCAAUUGCGAUCAAGGAAUGUCUACCUGAAUGGAAAGGGUAUAUUUGUUUAUCAAUUUUUCAACGAUACUCAGGGAAAUGUUUCUCUAAUAGAGUUUGACGCUAUCAUCAAAAUCAAUGGCAAACCUGUCGAGUCUAUUGGCGACCUAAGCCGGGCACUGGCAAUGAAUACUACCGUACGGUUGACUAUUGUUAGGUACGGUAAAGAAAAAGAGGUCGACGUUAAUGGCGAACAAUUGACGAAUGAUUUUAAUUAUAUUUAA
Molecule: messenger RNA, 1335 nt
Organism: Oppia nitens
Lineage: Eukaryota; Metazoa; Arthropoda; Arachnida; Sarcoptiformes; Oppiidae
Exons: 4
Coding region: 1-1335 (444 amino acids)
Molecular function (GO): protein binding
Source: RefSeq, a predicted model, not a curated record